AACAAUUGGCCAAAAGGCCAUUUUUGGGUAAACGAAACGAGAGAGAGAGAAAAAAAAAAGAAAAAAAAAAGUUAAUUCACAGAGACAGAGAUUAUUGUAAGAACGGCAACUCACGGAAUUUAAAGACACUCUGUUUUCCUUUCUUUACUUUCCGAAGUUUGAAUUGAAUCAUUUCAUUCCUCCCUUUCUCUGUUUUAAGCAUUGUUUUAUUUUAGAUCCUUUUUUCUUACUGUUUCCUUUCUUCAAAGUACUUUUAUUGUAAUUCUCUCAUUACUCUCAUCUCAUCCAUGGAAUCUUAGUUUGCCACAUUUCUAUAGUACGCUGCAGCUCUUCAUCUUCUUUCCUUCCUAACAUUUUCAUUUCUGGUUUUUUUUAAAGUUGUGUAAAUGGGUUGGAGAAUUGAACUGAAUAGGGAAUGGUAAAAGAGUUCAGAAGGAGAUGAAAGACGAGUCGGCCGGGCUAAUCAUUGGGAUUUCUAUUGGUGUGGUGAUUGGAGUACUUUUGGCCAUUUCUGGGUUCUUUUGCUUUCGGUAUCAUAGAAAGCGUUCCCAGAUUGGGAACAGCAGUUCUAGAAGAGCAGCGACUAUUCCUAUACGGGCCAAUGGUAUUGAUUCUUGUUCCAUUCUGUCUGAUUCCACCAUUGGGCCGGAUUCCCCUGUCAAAUCAGGGCGGAAUGGCUCCUCAUUCUGGCUUGAUGGGUUCAGGAAGAGCAAUGUGAUUUCAGCAUCAGGAAUACCUGAGUAUUCUUAUAAGGAUCUGCAAAAAGCAACCUAUAAUUUUACAACACUAAUAGGACAAGGUGCAUUUGGUCCUGUAUACAAAGCCCAGAUGUCAACAGGAGAGAUUGUUGCUGUUAAAGUUCUAGCAACUGACUCUAAGCAAGGGGAGAAAGAGUUUCAGACUGAGGUUAUGUUAUUGGGGAGGUUGCAUCACAGAAACCUUGUGAAUUUGAUUGGAUUUUGUGCAGAGAAAGGGCAGCAUAUGCUUAUAUAUGUCUACAUGAGCAAAGGCAGCUUGGCAUCUCAUUUGUACAAUGAAGACCGGGAGCCACUGAGCUGGGAUUUGAGGGUUCAUAUAGCUUUAGAUGUAGCAAGGGGUAUGGAGUAUCUUCACGAUGGGGCUGUUCCUUCUGUAAUACACCGGGAUAUCAAAUCUAAUAACAUUCUCCUAGAUCAAUCUAUGAGAGCCAGGGUUGCAGAUUUUGGGCUUUCAAGAGAAGAGAUGGUGAACAGUCAUGCAGCAAAUGUAAGGGGUACUUUUGGCUAUCUUGAUCCAGAGUACAUAUCUACAAGGACUUUCACCAAGAAAAGUGAUGUGUACAGCUUUGGAGUUCUGCUUUUCGAACUUAUAGCUGGCAGAACUCCUCAACAAGGACUCAUGGAAUAUGUCGAGCUUGCUGCAAUGAACACAGAGGGGAAAGUAGGAUGGGAGGAGAUUGUGGAUUCUCGUCUUGACGGGAAGUUCGACGUAGAAGGGCUUAAUGAAAUGGCAGCACUUGGAUACAAAUGUAUCAAUCGUAUUCCGAAAAAAAGACCUUCCAUGAGAGACAUUGUGCAAAUCUUAUCAAGGAUACUCAAGCUGAGACACGACAAGAGGCACCAUAAGUCCUUAUCGGCCAUGACAGAUGAAGUUACCAUUGAUGUGGAUGGACCAGAAACCAACUCGCACGUCCCUGAUCACAGAAGAGAAGAGUCUGUGGAGAGUACAAUUGAUUAUGAAGUUUAGAAAUGAGGGGAUUCUUUUUCUCACUAUUAUUAUUUUUAUUAUUAUUUUAUUUUCUUUUUUUUUUGGUGGGGGGGCGGGGGUGUUCAUUUGGUUUUUCUUUUGAUACAUGUGCAGUCCAGAAAGAAGUAGAGGGAGUUUGAGAUUCAGAUUGAGUGACAUAGGAUUCAGAUAACAAGCUUUUCUUGUUAAGUUUCUGUUUGCUAGAGUGAUAGACAACAGAGUUUGUAAAUUGAAUACUUCAUACUGAGGAAUGGAAAUGAAAGUAAAAAUUACCCUUUUUUCUGUUA
Molecule: messenger RNA, 2012 nt
Organism: Cannabis sativa
Lineage: Eukaryota; Viridiplantae; Streptophyta; Magnoliopsida; Rosales; Cannabaceae
Product: calcium/calmodulin-regulated receptor-like kinase 1
Exons: 8
Coding region: 439-1725 (428 amino acids)
Biological process (GO): protein phosphorylation
Molecular function (GO): protein kinase activity; ATP binding
Source: RefSeq, a predicted model, not a curated record